Molecule: messenger RNA, 1511 nt
Organism: Acyrthosiphon pisum (pea aphid)
Lineage: Eukaryota; Metazoa; Arthropoda; Insecta; Hemiptera; Aphididae
Product: lysosomal-associated transmembrane protein 4A
Cellular component (GO): lysosomal membrane
Source: RefSeq, a predicted model, not a curated record
CUUUCUUCGUCGUCGUCGAACAUUCGAAUAAAUGUCAUUGUCGCCGUCCACUGAUUGCAAAAUUACAUAAGAUUAUUAUUAUCCAGUCGCCCGCUACUACUACUACAACGCAAUGCAAACUCAACAACCUCCUACUAACUCAACAUUUAAAUUCAUUGAGCGUCGUAAAAAUGAAUGGCGUUGCCUACUCUGUUGUCAUGUCAGAACGGGAACCAUUUUCCUUGGAUUAUGGCAUUUGAUGUUACAAUUGCUGGCAAUAAGUACACUUGGAGUGUUUUUGAGACACCCAGAAUUUUUAAAACCUGUUCAGAUAACAAGAACUUCAAUAGAUCAUAAUGAAUUACCUACUGCUUUAGCUGAACGUAACAUUCCAACUUUUAAUGUUAAUUAUGUUUCUACUGAUGGCUCUUCUGCAUUAUCAAACUAUGAUCAAGAUGAUAUGAUAGAACCUACAAUUGGAGGUACAAAAGGUGAAAAAUAUUCUUCAAUUGGAAUGUUUAUGGGUCGUCCAUUGCAAUUGGAUGAUGUAAAUUAUGCAGUGUUUGUAAUAUUCUUUACAUUAAUUAUUACUGUUUCCAUGAUUUAUGGUGCCAUCAAAGGAAAACCUAAGAUGUUAAUUCCAUUUUUUUGUAUGCAAUUGUUUGAUUUAUUUGUGACUAUAUUGUCAGCUUUUGGAUAUCUAUGUUAUUUACCAGACUUCCAUCGUCUCAUGAUCCGUACCGAAUCUGAAUAUAUGUCUAGUGGUAUUACUUCAAUAAAUCCACGAUUUAUAUCAUGUAUAGUCAUCUUUUCUUUGUUCAUUUCAAUAGUAUCUAAGGGAUAUUUUGUUGGUGUAGUUUGGAGUUGUUACAAGUAUCUGACAUUAAAGCGAAGUUCAGCUCAACCAACUAUACAUUAUAUAGAAUCAAACUUUGUUGUUCAGAAUCUUCUACGCCCGGAUUAUGAUUUUAACAUGAAAAAGUUUCCUCCUCCACCACCUUCUUACGCUGUUGCUGUUGGAGAAGAUAAUGUUACCCAUCCUGAUGUACCCCCACCUUCAUACAAUACUACAAAUGACAUUAGAGCAUAAUUCAAGAAGAUAAUAUUAUUUCUAGUUUUAAAAUAUGUUUUUAAUAUACCUAACAUUUGAGUAUAAAAAAAAUACAUAUAUAUAUUUAUAUAUUACUUAUCAGUAUAAAAUAUUAUAAACUAGUCCCCUUGGAAAGACUGGAAGAAUUUUGUUCUGGAAACCAAUAGGUAACAACGCUAAAUCAAACGUUUAAGUCAUCUUACUCUUAUAUACAAAUACAAUCUAUUAUUACUUUUAUUCCUGUUAUAUAAAUUUAUUUGAAAUUUUAUGUAAUUUUUUUUAUAUUAUGGUGCAAGUGUUAGUUAAUCUUCUUAAGUGUAUUUGUCUUAUUAUUUUUUUAAUGAUCACCAUUUUAAUAUAAUUGAUUUAAUAAUAUCUCUUAUUCGUAAAUAGCACAAUACAACUUGUAUUUGUUAAAUUAUUAUAUUAUUAAUUGAAAUAA